Miscanthus lutarioriparius is the source of this 837-nucleotide messenger RNA. NCBI's taxonomy places the organism in Eukaryota, Viridiplantae, Streptophyta, Magnoliopsida, Poales, Poaceae. The record is from the annotation of a GenBank genome assembly.
AUGGAGCCGCCGCCGCCGACGGUGGGAGGGUCCACCGCCACCAUGGGAAUCGGCCAUCUCGGGGCCUCCCCAACGCCUUGUAGAUCCGGCGGUGCUCCCUCCUCAAACUGGGAUCCAGCAGCUCCCCCUCCCCAUCGCCCUGGGAUUCGGUGGCACCCCCUCCCCAUCGCCCUGUUGAUCCGAUGGCGCCCCCUCCCCAUCCCCAUCGUCAGCUGCGCCCCGUCCUUUGGUGCUAGAUCAGCGGGGUCCAACACCGCGGCCACUCACGUAUCGCCUUUCUCGAGGCUUUUCUCGUCGGCCUCGGCGGCCGUGGCCAUCGUGCCCCACGACGGACGCGACUCGGGCCUCGGCGGCUCAGCGUACUGGGCUUGGAUUCGCGCGGGGACCGAGUCGGCCCCGGCUCCCGCGCCGCCACAGGAGGAGGAGGACGAGGGCCCAGCACUCUACAUCCCCGUCAAGGCCUACUUCCUCUCCACCAGCAUUGAUCUAAAGAGCAUGCAAGCGGAGCACGGGAAUGAUAUUGUACCUCCACCGACCUGUUCGCUUAACUACAUUGCGCUUCGGUACUCCGAGUUCCCACCUGAGAUUAUUUUCCAUUAUGGUUCUGCUGUGCUUUUCAGCAUUGCUGAUCAUGAAGCUGAGUACUGUCUUGAUAUAAUUAGGAAGCAUGCUUUAGGAUGGCUUCCAGAGACGAGAAAAGAUGAUUAUGCAGUGGUUGAGAAACCAUCCUUGACAACAUGGAUGAAAGGAGGUCUUGAUUAUAUAGUUCUUAAAAAGUUUGGACAUGGAUGGGAUUUGCAUAAUUUCAAGCGUUCUUGGUCAAAGUAUCGCCCUUGA